AAAAACAGAGACAGAAAGAAACGUUACUUAAAUUUUUUCAUAUUAAACUUGUGGAAGCAUGAAAGGUGAGUGAUUGGUUGGUUGGUGAGAGUUAUGUGAAAUGAUAUAUGUAUUUCGCGAUUUCCUAAACAGAAAUGGAUUUAGUGGAGCAUGCAUGGAUGGAUGGAUUACAAUGGUGGGCGUGUGAGUUUGAGGGAGCAGUCAGCAUAGCAAUAAGGUUGUCUUGAAAACAAGAAAGAAAGAAACAAGAACAAAAAAAAAGAAGGCAUUUUUUGGGUCUUAAAAACUCCUGACCAAACUUCACGUGAGGCCCUUCAGCCAUGUGUCCCUCUGCAAGAAAUUCGAGAAACGCCCAAGUCCCCUCUCCCAUUCUUUAUUCUAGAGAGAGAGAGAAGAGAGAAGAGAGAGAGUGGAGCUGAAUUAUUCACAGUUUGUGUAAAGGGUAAUGGAAACCACCAUUAGUGAAAUGGACAGUGAGUAGAUGAGUUCCCUUAUUAAAUUCUUGGGUCUUGGUGUUGUGUCUGUGACACACUCUCUCUCUCUCUCUUUGCUUGCUCUCUCUAUGUUCUUGAUUAAACCCUCUCAGUAAAGCAAAAACAUUUCUUAUCUUGGGGGUCAAAUAAACCUAAGAGGGUUGGACAGCGACACUAACUGGCGCGCCCCUUUACUUUACACUUGAUUCAUUGAGGCCCCCAUGCUUCUUCACCGUGAUCUUUCCUCACAUCCUUCCCCUUUGACAAUGGUUUCAGAUCUGGGGGUUUUGGUGGUGAGAUUGGCUGUGUUAAAGCUGAAAGCAGAAAGCCAUUUGCCUUUUGGAUCUUCCACCUUUUCAAGAUUCUCUAGGUGUUUAGUGCUGAGCUGAUCAAUAGAGUUUGACCCAUGUCUCUUUUUUUAAUUAUGGGAACCAAAUCAAGGCUUCAUUAUUAGACAUAUCAUCCAUCAUCAUUUAACUAUUUUCCCUUUCAAGGUUUGAUUUUUGAAUCAGGAAGUGGGGUGUCUUGAGUUCAUCAAUGGGUGGUGGUGGUACAUUGCUCUCAAGGUACAACUCCUCUCCCUCAUUCUUGUUCUUCUUGUUGUCAUCAUUGUUUUUACUAUUGUCUGGAUUCCCCCAAGCAAGAUCAGAAGAUUCUGUGGCCCUUUUGGCUUUGAAAGCCUCUGUAGACCCGAAGGGUUCUCUUCAAUGGGGAGGAGGGAGUGAUUUCUGUCAAUGGCAUGGUGUUAAAGAAUGCUUGAAUGGUAGGGUCACUAAGCUUGUUGUUGAAAGAUUUAACUUGAGCGGCACAUUAGACGGCAAAAGCUUGAAUCAAUUGGAUCAGUUAAGGGUUUUAAGCUUUAAAGAAAACUCACUUUCUGGGCAAAUUCCAGAGUUCUCUGGCCUGAAAAACCUCAAGUCCCUCUACCUCAAUAACAACAAGUUCUCGGGUCGAAUCCCAGUUAGUCUUUCUUUGAUGCACCGUCUAAAAGUCAUUGUUCUGGCUGGUAACAUGUUGUCGGGUCAGAUUCCUCGUUCGUUGGUUGGUUUGAGCCGACUGUAUGUGCUUUAUUUGCAAGAUAAUCGAUUGACCGGUGACAUUCCGCCUUUUAAUCAAAGAAGUUUGCGAUUCUUUAACGUGUCGAAUAAUGCACUCUCUGGGGAAAUCCCAGCAACUGCACAAUUGGUCAGGUUCAAUGAGUCCUCAUUCGUUGCUAAUGUUGAUUUGUGCGGCUUACAAAUUCAAAAACCGUGUAACUUUGGUCCAUCUGCUAGUCCAGCAUACCCGAUAGUGCCACGUAAAAUGGGGCAUCAUAAGCGGAACAAGAAACUUAUAUUGAUAGUCAUUCUGUGUGUUGGUGGGUUUGCCCUGUUAUGUGUUGUCGCAGCAGUUUGGAUGGUGUGUUUGAGAAAGACGAGAAAGGAAACAGAGGCGAGGAGUAAAGUAGCUGCACGAGGGGUGGAGGAGGGGACGCCUAGUGGUGUUGCUAGCGGUGGUCGGGACGAUAGUAGUGCUAGUAAACAAGGCGGAUUUUCUUGGGACCAAGGGCCCGAUGGACUUGGGAGUCUUGUUUUCCUUGGACCAGGGGAUCAGCAAAUGAGUUACAGCUUGGAGGAUCUGUUGAAGGCCUCGGCUGAGACAUUGGGGAGGGGGACUAUCGGAAGCACCUAUAAGGCAGUCAUGGAGUCGGGGUACAUUGUGACCGUGAAGAGGCUGAAAGACGCAAGGUACCCGAAAAUGGAGGAGUUCAGGAGACACAUUGAGAUUCUUGGUAGAUUAAGGCAUCCUAAUUUGGUUACGCUCAGGGCUUAUUUUCAGGCGAAGGAGGAGCGUCUACUUGUGUAUGAUUAUUUCCCGAAUGGCAGUCUCUUCUCUCUCAUACAUGGAUCAAGAGCGGCAGGUGGUUCAAAGCCCCUCCACUGGACAUCUUGUCUCAAAAUAGCAGAGGACUUGGCCGCAGGACUACUCUACAUCCACCAAAAUCCUGGCCUGACACAUGGGAACUUGAAAUCCACCAAUGUCUUAUUAGGGUCCGACUUCGAGUCGUGCCUCACCGACUACGGACUAACUCCGUUCCGCAACCCCGACUCGCAAGAGGAAUCUAGUGCUUCAUCCCUCUUCUACCGAGCCCCGGAAUGUCGCGACGUGCGAAAACCCCUAACGCAACAAGCCGAUGUCUACAGCUACGGAGUCCUCCUACUGGAGCUGCUAACCGGAAAGACUCCUUUCCAAGACCUCGUACAAGAACAUGGCUCCGACAUACCUAAAUGGGUCCGAUCCGUCCGGGAGGAAGAGACCGAGUCAGGCGACGAGCCGGCAUCCGGCAACGAGGCAUCCGAGGAGAAACUUAGUGCCCUCUUGAACAUCGCAAUGGCGUGCGUUUCCGUUACACCGGAAAGUCGGCCGGUGAUGCGGGAAGUUCUGAGGAUGAUUAGAGAGGCAAGAGCAGAGGCACACUUGUCUUCUAACAGUAGUGACCAUUCACCUGGGAGAUGGUCAGAUACUGUGCAGAGUUUGCCAAGGGAAGAACACUUCAGUAUAUAAGCGGUUUGGUUUUUCUCAUAUGAGUAUGAAAAUCAUAUUUUUUUGUCUUUUGUUGUUUUUGUUUUUUUUACUUGAAUUGAAUAUCAUGUUAGGUGAUUUUCAGUCCAUUGAUUUCUCAAGAAGUAUGUAGCACUUUGGUACAGGUUUUUCUUCUUCUUUUGGUAGUUUGUUUGUAGAAUAUGUUGAGCCAUUGAUUGAUAUCUCAAUUUACUUCCAGACUUGAUUGAUCAAA
Sesamum indicum (sesame) is the source of this 3249-nucleotide messenger RNA. Its product is annotated as inactive leucine-rich repeat receptor-like serine/threonine-protein kinase At1g60630. Gene Ontology annotation, molecular function: ATP binding; protein kinase activity; protein binding. The record is from RefSeq and is a predicted model, not a curated record. NCBI's taxonomy places the organism in Eukaryota, Viridiplantae, Streptophyta, Magnoliopsida, Lamiales, Pedaliaceae. Gene Ontology annotation, biological process: protein phosphorylation.